GCUCUUGGAUCGAUUCCCCUAUUUCCCUGUUUUAAGUACAAUAAGAGGGAAAGGGGGUUCUUCUUUUUUUCUUUUCUUACAAAAAAAUUGCUUGCAUCUUUCAUCGGGGUCAAUUCGUUCCCCGUGGGGAGGUGCGGCCCAGGGAGGGGCCAGGAGCAGGAGCGUGCCCGGUGCUGCCCAGUCUUUGUCUGCUGCCUCCGAAUGCACAGCGAUGGGGGAAUGGACCAUCUUGGAGAGGCUGCUGGAAGCCGCGGUGCAGCAGCACUCCACUAUGAUUGGGAGGAUCCUGUUGACUGUGGUGGUGAUCUUCCGGAUCCUCAUUGUGGCCAUUGUGGGGGAGACAGUGUACGACGAUGAGCAGACCAUGUUUGUGUGUAACACCUUGCAGCCCGGCUGUAACCAGGCCUGCUACGACCGCGCCUUCCCCAUCUCCCACAUCCGGUACUGGGUCUUCCAGAUCAUUAUGGUGUGCACCCCCAGCCUCUGCUUCAUCACCUACUCAGUGCACCAGUCUGCCAAGCAGCGAGAACGCCGCUACUCCACCGUCUUCCUAGCCCUGGACCGAGAUCCCCCUGAGUCCAUGGGGGGUCCUGGAGGAACUGGGGGUGGGGGCAGCAGUGGGGGCAAGCGCGAAGACAAGAAGUUGCAAAAUGCCAUUGUCAACGGGGUGCUGCAGAACACAGAGAACCCCAGCAAAGAGACAGAGCCAGAUUGUCUAGAGGUUAAGGAGCUGACUCCACACCCAUCCGGGCUGCGCACCGCAGCGCGGUCCAAGCUCCGGAGGCAGGAGGGCAUCUCCCGCUUCUACAUUAUCCAGGUGGUGUUCCGAAACGCCCUGGAGAUCGGGUUUCUGGUGGGCCAGUACUUCCUCUACGGCUUCAGUGUUCCCGGGUUGUACGAGUGUGAUCGCUACCCAUGCAUCAAGGAGGUGGAGUGCUAUGUGUCCAGGCCCACGGAAAAGACCGUGUUUCUAGUGUUCAUGUUUGCGGUGAGUGGCAUUUGUGUGGUGCUCAACCUGGCGGAACUCAACCACCUGGGAUGGCGCAAGAUCAAGUUGGCGGUGAGAGGCGCCCAGGCCAAGAGGAAGUCCGUCUAUGAGAUCCGUAACAAGGACCUGCCCCGGGUCAGUGUUCCCAAUUUCGGCAGGACUCAGUCCAGUGACUCUGCCUAUGUUUGAAAAGGUCGAUUGGGGGAAAGAUUGGGGAAUGACAAAUAGCCCCUAGGCACCUGACUGUUGGAGCGUGGCAGUGUUGGCUGUCUCUGCCCUCCUUUCAUCUUUGACUCUUGCCAGUAAGAUGUAGGAUACGGCUGGUGAAGUGAAGCUCUUGCAUCUGGGGGAGAGGAGAGAAAGUAGCAUCCUGACUACAUGUCACACCUUGACCUGACAGAGAUCCUUGACUAGUGGGGAGAUGGAUGCGAUGGAUUUCUCUGGGCUCUUUUCUUUCCUGGCCCAGCCUGAUCCUGAUAACAGUAGACACGCAAGGUUAGUUCUACUGAGCUCUGUAUCCUGAUGAAUGGUGUGAGCCAGAUACUUUUUUGGUACAAAAUCUGUGACUAUCUCAACAAGUCCCUUCAUCCUGGGGGCUGCAGGACAGGCAACCUUGAGGCAUCCUUCAUACCUCCAUCAGCAUGCUCCUCUUCCUUAAUCCAGGAUAGCAUGCCAGCUUUUUCUGAAUCUGGCCUUACACUGUAUUGAAGGCCGUUCAUCUGUAAGAUAGAGGGAAUUACGCGGGGCUGCUUUUUGGAGAAUGGCCGUGGCAGAGCUUUGCAUUAGAGUCCCCAUCAGCCUGGCCCUUAGUCAUUAUGAAAACCCUAGGAAUGUCUCUGUAUUUCCAGUUUUCUAACUCAAAUUGCACUGGUGCUGUU
Molecule: messenger RNA, 1866 nt
Organism: Echinops telfairi (small Madagascar hedgehog)
Lineage: Eukaryota; Metazoa; Chordata; Mammalia; Afrosoricida; Tenrecidae
Gene: GJD2
Product: gap junction protein delta 2
Exons: 2
Coding region: 212-1177 (321 amino acids)
Biological process (GO): cell communication
Cellular component (GO): connexin complex
Source: RefSeq, a predicted model, not a curated record